Molecule: messenger RNA, 663 nt
Organism: Racocetra persica
Lineage: Eukaryota; Fungi; Glomeromycota; Glomeromycetes; Diversisporales; Gigasporaceae
Source: the annotation of a GenBank genome assembly
GCAGGAAUUUCUAGAUUCGAUUUGGGCAAUUUCUUUAAUCAACUGCAUAGCGAUAGUCUUGAUAAUAAUGUAUUGCUUUCUGAUGAUGAAUUUGAUAUAUGCAGAGAACUUGUUAUAGUUUUAAAGCCUUUUGAUGAAUUAAGUGAAAUAUUAAAGACUUCAAAAUAUCCAGCGUCGAGUGUCAUAGUACCAGCAAUUAAAACCCUUAAACAACAUCUUAAAAAUUAUCAACCUAAAAAUGAAGUAAUUCAACAUGUAAAAGAUGCUAUACUGAAUAAUCUUAAAAAAAGCUGGGAUGUACCUGAAACUCUUGGACUCUAUGGUUCUUUUUUUGAACCUUAUUUUAAAAAAUUGCUCUAUAUUAACAGUGAAUUGCAAUAUCAGAUUAUAAAUAAUCUUCGGGAGCAAUAUUCGAAGCUUGCAGAACCAGAAACUUUCAACUCUAUAAUAAUAAGUCAAGAUUCAAAAAUGGAAUCAUUUUUCCAACCAUUUCAAUUACCAAUGUCUGAAGAAUAUAAUCCUUUGAAAUGGUGGAAUGAGAAUAAACUUGAAUUUCCAACUAUGGCAAAACUUGCAAGAAAAUACUUAGCAAUUCUAGCAUCCUGUAUUCCUAAUAGAGAACUAUUUCUAGAUGAAAAAAUAUAUGAUUUGGAUCUAGAUGAU